CCGCGCGGUGAACCGCAUCGCAUUUUACGGGGUCGGGCCGGGUCGGGGUCAGGGUUAGGGUUAGCUUGCUUUGCUUAAGGCGUGACUGCUGCGGGGGUCGGGGGGGGGAGGGAAGGAUAUAAAUCAGAGCUUUUUGUUGCUUCCAUUUCUGUUGGCUUUGUACGAAACUUCUGUCCCUGAUGCUGAAUUACAUGGGGACGUGUUCGUGCCAGUGCUGUGUCUGCAUGACGUUCCGCAUAAAGGGAUUUAUGCUAAAUGUUCGAAAUCCUCUCUCUUCCCGAAUCGCGCUUAAGUGCGUAUCCAAAAGAGGACAAAGUAAGGAAUGCAAAGUUUGGGAAUUUGAGGACAGAUGAGUCGGGAGUCAGUCCUCAGUCUCCGACGCUCGUGGGAACAGGCUUCAAAAACGACGUGCGCGGAACGAUCCGGAAUCCUCGGCCCGGGCCCGGCAAACGGCUGUCGCGUUACGCGCUCAAGCGUGUCGCCCGGGGGAGAUUAUGUGGCGCUAAUGCUGCCGACGCGCUUGUCGUCCAGCUGCGGGCUGAUUGAUCGCUCCACGUUGCGUCGGGGCCACGAAGUACGUUCCCUUUGAAUUCGACAAUUACGCGAAACGUAAACUUUGCAGUGAUUUAUGCGAGGCAGAGCUCUGAAACCAACUCGUUUCAAGUGGAAUUUCUGGACACGAAGUGGCACGAAAUGUCUUUAUAUACUUUCUGUGUGAAUCUCAUAUAAAUUUGCAUUACCUGCCUUGAAUGAGUUUAAUGUUACCGCCCAUUCGAUCUUUUCCCCCCAAAAGUCGGUGGUUAAUUUGCGCUCGGAAGGGUACUUUUUAAAUUGCUCGUAAUGACCGUACAAAACUGAAUAUAUUCUCCAUCUUAAAAGGAAUAAUUUGAGAAUUAAGUGGCAAUUUUCUAAUGCAUCAGCCGAACUUUUAAAUGGAUUUUAAAAGGUCUGACAUGAGAAUUGCGGUGGACUUUGUUGUGGAUGAAGGUUAAACUUUCUUCUUGCCGUUUCUUAAGGUGGUCGCUGUGUGAAACGGAGCUUCACCCGCGUGACCCGUACGGCUCAAAUGCCUCAGUGUGGGGCAUGGAGGUCCGGUCAGGGAGGGCCGGCCGGUCGGUCAGCUGUGGUUAUUCCAGUCUCGGAGCCACCUUCCCCUCUUAGAUUAACUCCUCGCCCUCAAGCUUCCUGCUCCGGCGGUCUAAUCUGCACGUACGAGGACCUGCAGGCCGGAUUUGACGUCCCAACUCGCUCGCAGCCUCGCUCUGCGGCGCUCGGGUGGUUUGACAAAGUUUCCGGAGGGCCGAGACCACUCGGAUUCAUACGGCCCGCGGCAUCUGCCUCUGGGACUCUAAAGGCCUCUUUAGACUUGCUGAAAACCAUCAAGCGUGGCUGUUUCGGAAGGAGCGGUGCAGCGGGUAGCGCCGGUGCCCAACAGCUUCUGGAUUCUGCGCUCGGAUCUGGGUUCAAAUCCAGCUCAGUCUGUGCAGUAUUACGUUGCCCUCGUGUGCAUGGGUCUCCUCCUACAGUCGAAGAGCACGCGUGGAAGAAGGCGAUGCAUCCCAGGAGCAAGGAGGGCAGCGAGUUCUUUGACAGCGGUGUGGAUGGGCUGACGGCCGACACCAGCUCCCCUUCGCAGGUCUCCAGCCUCCUCUGGUACCCGGGUGCAACGCAGCCCCCGCCGGCCCGCAGCGAGUCGGCCGGCGCCCUGCACGGAAACGACGCUUUGCGGCAGAACAUCUACGAGAACUUCAUGCGCGAGCUGGAGACGGGCAGCGGGGCGGAGCGGCGGGGCGCUUCCACGGAGACGGAGGAGACCAGCAGCGACUCGCUGGGCUCCCUGGAGCAGCUGGACCAGCUCUUCGAGAAGGAACAGGGUGUGGUGCGCAAGGCUGGCUGGCUCCUCUUCAAACCCCUCAUCACCCUGCACAAGGACCGGAAGCUGGAGCUGGUGCCCCGGCGCAAGUGGAAGCAGUACUGGGUCACGCUCAAAGGGUGCACGCUCCUGUUCUACGAGACGUACGGGAGGAGUCCCACGGAGCAGGAGCCCUCCCCGCGCUACGCGCUGCUUGCCGAGGACAGCGUGGUGCAGUCCGUCCCGGAGCACCCCAAGAAAGAGAACGUCUUUUGCCUGAGCAACGCCUACGGGGAUGUCUACCUCUUCCAGGCUACCAGCCAGACGGACCUGGAGAACUGGGUAACGGCGGUCCACUCGGCCAGCGCCUCGCUCUUCGCCAAGCGCCACGGCAAGGAGGACACGGUGCGCCUGCUGCGCAGCCAGACCCGGGGUCUCCUGCAGAAGAUCGACAUGGACAGCAAGAUGAAGAAGAUGGCCGAGCUACAGCUGUCUGUCGUCGGCGACCCCAAGAACCGCAAGGCCAUCGAGAAGCAGAUCCAGCAGUGGGAGCAGAACCUGGAGAAGUUCAACAUGGACCUGUUCCGCGUGCGCUGUUACCUGGCCAGUCUGCAAGGAGGCGAGCUGCCCAACCCCAAGAGUCUCCUGGCCACCGCCAGCCGGCCCUCCAAGGUGGCGCUGAGUCGCCUGGGCAUCUUCUCAGUGUCCUCCUUCCAUGCCCUUGUUUGCUCCCGUGACGAGGCCACCAUGCGGAGACGUUCGCUUUCAACCUCCCAGAACAUGCGGUGCAAGAGGGGGCUCUUCUCCUCCUCCCUCAAAGGCCUGGACAACUUGACCAAGCGGGGACGGGAGAAGAGACCGUCCGUGUCGCAGAUCUUCGAGACUAACGGUGGGGGACAGCCAAGUCAUCUGCCUCCUUGUAGCUCCGAGUUGGACGGCCUGGCAAACCACUGCUCUGUAGCGCCACCUGAAGGCAGCCGCUGGGACAGCAGCCCCGACACCGCGACCUGCGUGCACAUGCCGGACGCCCAAGCGAUCGCGGUGCAGAUCAGGCGGGACCACGCGGUGCUGGAUGUGCUGGCGCUCGCCUGCAAGGCGAGGCAGCUGGACCCCGGCCUACACGGCAUCCGUUUGCGGAGGAGCGCGGGCCGGAACGUGGAGGUGACCGCGGCGGGAGACGGCGAACUCGUCCGGGACCUGCUCUACGACGCGCUGGAGGUGUUCCCCCUCAACGUGCACGCGCUCCGCAUGGCCCGGCCCUCCAGCGACGUCGACUUCGGUUUUGCAGUCACGGGCCACGUGGACGGCUUCGGGAACAGCCGGAUCUUCGUGAGCGAGGUUCUCGCAGAUGGCCUGGCUUUCUCCGAAGGGCUGCGGCCGGGGGACGAGAUCCUGGUGCUCAACGGGAAGGAUGUGGCCGCCCUUGACUUGGGCCUGAUGCAGACGUUCUUCUGGGAGCAGACCCUCGAUCUGACCCUCAGGAGGGACGCCGCCGCAGACGAGCCGGGCACCCCGUGGCAAGACCCCUGCCCUCCCGUCCCCUUUCCCAACCAGUCGCAGCUCCUGGAGGAGUUCCUGGACCGUCACCACGGCACCCAGGUGUCCUCAGAUGUGUCAAACGUGCCCAGUGUCGUCAGCAGCUCGGUAGGACCCAGCCAGGAGGACGGUCAGCUCCAGGCCCAGCGGGAUCAGCGGACGGAGCUUCGCGGCCAGAGCGUCGAGACGGUGUGCACGCUGUACCAGACCUUCCAGGGCAGCUCCGACGCCUCCAUGGAGAGUCGCAAGGACUCCGGCGGGAGCGAUCCGGGCUCCGGGCCCCCGCGACCCUGCCCCCGCCACAUGCCCGCCGCCGAACGUCUGCGCAAAGUCAUCCAGGAGCUGGUGGACACAGAGAAGUCCUACGUCAAGGACCUCACUUGCCUGUUUGAGAUCUACCUGAAGCCACUGCAGAACGAGACAUUCCUCACCGUUGAUGAGAUGGAGAGCCUGUUCGGCAGUCUCCCAGAAAUGCUGGACUUCCAGAAGAUCUUCCUGCAGACCUUGGAGGAAAGGAUCGCCUCAUCCCCGGACUUCAGCACCCUCGAGACCCCUGUGGAGUUCAAGAAACUGCUCUUCUCCCUGGGCGCUCCCUUCCUCUACUACGCCGAUCACUUCAAGCUCUACAGCGGCUUCUGCGCCAACCACAUCAAGGUCCAGAAGGUCCUGGAGCGAGCAAAGACGGACCGGGCCUUUAAGGACUUCCUGGACGCUAAGAACCCGACGAAGCAGCACUCGUCCACCCUGGAGUCGUACCUGAUCAAGCCCGUGCAGAGGGUGCUCAAGUACCCGCUGCUGCUCAGGGAACUCGUGUCUCUGACGGACACGGACAGCGAGGAGCACUAUCACCUGACAGAGGCCCUGAAGGCCAUGGAGAAGGUAGCGAGUCACAUCAACGAGAUGCAGAAGAUCUACGAGGACUACGGCACGGUGUUCGACCAGCUGGUGGCCGAGCAGAGCGCCGUGGACAAGGAGGUCACAGAGAUCUCCAUGGGAGAGUUCCUCAUGCAUUCCACUGUGGUCUGGCUCAACCCGUUCCCUUCCAUGGGCCGCAUGAGAAAGGACCCCGAGCUGACCGUGUUUGCGUUCAAGAAAGCAGCGAUACUUGUGUACCGGGAGAGCAACAAGCUAAAGAAGAAGAUGACUACAACGCGCACGGCCUACUCCCAUGGGGACCUGGACCCGUUCAAGUUUCGAUGGCUCAUCCCCGUGUCUGCGCUGCAGGUCCGCAUGGGAAACGCAGCAGGAGCAGAAACGCACUGCAUGUGGGAGCUGAUUCACACCAAGUCGGAGCUUGAAGGACGCCCAGAGACUGUGUUCCAGCUCUGCAGCAGCUCACCCGAAAGCAAGGCCAACAUGGUCAAGGUGAUCCGCUCCAUCCUGCGGGAGAAUGUGCGGCGGAACAGGGAGGGCCUGAUGCCGCUGCGGAAAACCGUGCCAGAUUCAGCGCGAAUAGGUUCCUCCCGGGCUUCCUGGCUGUCCAGGCAGCCCACCCUUGACAUCCCACCCCACCUGGAUGCACCGAAAGGGAUGCCGCUGGACUCGGACGAGGGAAGCCUCAGUAGCGGCUACCCGGGAGAGGGUCUGACCGAACUGAAAACCCCGUCCUCCCAGGAACGGCCCCAUCAACCCCAGCAUCACCUGAGCCCCGAUGGCAGCGUCAAGGAGUCGGACAUCCUGAGCGAUGAGGAGGACCACCUGAGCGAGGCGCCCCGGCCUACAUCCCCCGCCAGCGCCAUCGAAGCCCAGUUCCAAAGGCUGAGGCUGGCAGAGGAAGAGGGGUCUGGUGAGGCAGCACCCUAUGUGCACCCCGAGAGCCUGGAGCCAGACACGCCACAGAGGCAGCCCCGACUGGGGCGUGCUCAUUUCUGUGCCGUGAAGCGGAAAAGCAACAGCUUCCGCCGGAGCCAAGGGGCGCUGCUGAGCAUGAAGCAGCACAGCCGCUCCCUGGACAGCCAGACGGACCCACCGAGCGUGGACCUGAAUGCCCUGCUGGAGAGGGAGUUCAGCGUGCAGAGCCUGACCUCAGUCGUCAACGAAGACUGCUUCUACGACGUGGCCGAGAAAGUCUCCAACAUGCCCGUCUCCCCCCUUCCUGGGAAUAAUCUGACCUAGCGCUCGUUUCAUUCCUCUCCUCAGACACAGUGGCUUUGUUCUGGAAGCCAAUCCAGAACGGGGCUGUAAAGACAGCGAGUGGCCGUUUAAUCCGAAAGGAAGCACUCCGAACUUAGAGGGACCUCGCCUUGCUCUAGUGUUGUGCACUAAGUACACAGUUUGCCUACAUUUUUUAAACAUUAUUUUUAACGUGUACAUUUGGUGUUUUUAAAGAGAAAAAAUUAUUUAUUGAUAGGUUAUUUUAUUUUAUUAUUGGUUUUGCGUAGAAGAAACAAGCCAUAGUUAAAGACUGAUUAAAUCCCCACCAUGACAGGAGAUAAAAUAUUUCUCAAUUGUAAGAAAUUUUUAAAAAGACUGAAUUCUAAAAUCCCAAGUGUAACUUUUUCUGAUCUACAUCACUGUUUAGUUGCCUCCUCAGAAAAGUGUUGUUUGAAGUAGAAUGAUUUAAACUGCAGUUCUGGGUAAGCUACCUACCUAAUGUGGGGAGACCCAAAAGCUUUCAUACUGUUUAAGGCUACGAUGUCCUCCCAGGUUUUAAAAUAUGUAUUCUCCCAGAAUGGCUGCACUGUAACUUAAUUUGAAUAUUUUAUAUUCUUACUUGACUAUGUACAGGUGAAAAAAUGUAAUUUGCAAUAAAGUGUCCAGUAUAUGAAGUUUGAAUCUGUGACCUGUUCUUCUUCAAACCCCAGUUAUAUAUACUGCAUUGCAAUGCACUGAUUUGAGUUUCAGUCCAGGAUCCAUUUAAAUCUGCCUCUCCCUUUUCCUGUCCACAGUGAGAGGAGACUAGACAAAGUCUGUAAUACAUCUGCCCAGAAGCAUUAAAUUCCAGCACUGGAAGACACUUUUUACAAUACAAGCUCAAUUACUACAGGUUUAUGCUUAAGCAAAAAUAAAAAAAC
Molecule: messenger RNA, 6402 nt
Organism: Scleropages formosus (Asian bonytongue)
Lineage: Eukaryota; Metazoa; Chordata; Actinopteri; Osteoglossiformes; Osteoglossidae
Gene: tiam2a
Product: TIAM Rac1 associated GEF 2a
Exons: 25
Coding region: 1067-5503 (1478 amino acids)
Biological process (GO): small GTPase-mediated signal transduction; activation of GTPase activity
Molecular function (GO): protein binding; guanyl-nucleotide exchange factor activity
Source: RefSeq, a predicted model, not a curated record